Messenger RNA from Daldinia vernicosa, 1143 nucleotides. Its product is annotated as phosphoglycerate mutase-like protein. The transcript is spliced from 3 exons. Gene Ontology annotation, molecular function: phosphatase activity. The coding region runs from base 1 to 1143 and encodes 380 amino acids. Gene Ontology annotation, cellular component: cytoplasm. NCBI's taxonomy places the organism in Eukaryota, Fungi, Ascomycota, Sordariomycetes, Xylariales, Hypoxylaceae. The record is from RefSeq and is a predicted model, not a curated record.
AUGUUGGGUACUACCUUUUUCAUUUUUCUUGCUCUAAGCUCAGCUUGUCUCGGUUGGGAAUGGGAGAGCAGCGGAAAAUUGGAUCAAAAGCAAAGAAGCGCAUGUCGCGGUGCAGACUCGACUAUUAAAUACACAACGAUUUCUGGCUUCUUUCAACAAGAUGACCCAACUACUGACUCUAAGAGUUUCGACUACACCGAGACUGACUACGGUCUUAUCAAUCGGUCGUAUCCGACUGACGGUGUAUUCGACCCCAAAGGAAUUAAAACGCAGUGGGAACGAUUUUCUUAUUACGUCGAUACUUUGAAUCGGGAUUGCGAUGGAAACACGCAAUACAAAGUCUUGUUUAUGGCUCGCCAUGGCGAGGGCUAUCACAACGCCGCAGAGAGCCAUUAUGGAACACCGGCUUGGAACUGUUAUUGGGGUCUACUUGAAGGGAAUGGAACUACUAUAUGGAAGGAUGCUCAAUUGACCGAGGCGGGCAUAGCUCAAUGUACCAAGGCGAAUAACUUCUGGAAACGCGCAUUAGCUGUUGAGAAGAUUCCAGCGCCUCAGUCCUACUACAGCAGUCCCUUAAUUCGUUCUGCAACUACGGCAUAUCUUACCUUUAAUGGCCUGGAAGUUCCCGUAGAUAGGCCUUUCGCACCCACGGUUAAAGAAUUUCUUCGCGAGGGCAUAUCCAUGCGCACAUGUGAUGAAAGGUCGAACAAAACAUACAUCCAAGCUCGCCUACCAGUGUUCAGAUUCGAAGAUGGCUUCACCGAGGACGACGAGCUAUGGAAGGGUUAUGAAGGGGAAACUUCCGAGGCGCAGCUAAAGAGGACGAAGGCCGUCUUAGAUGAUAUCUUUAGCAAUGACGACAGCACUUGGAUCAGUAUCACAAGCCACUCCGGCCAGAUCCGUGCAAACCUUCAAGUAUUGGGCCAUAUCGAAUUCAGCUUGUCCACCGGCCAAGCAAUUCCGGCGCUCGUCAAGGCUGUUAAUAUCCGUAAGGUCGAGCCCAGUACUACCACCAUUAAGUCAUGGAUAGCCGAGGCUACUUGUAGCUCGCCUCCGGUUACCAGUAUCUCAGGCCAAGGUUGCGUCUGCUCAAGCGCCUCUGCUUUAUCAGCCGCGUUCACAGCCAUAGCGACCCCAACGUAA